Molecule: messenger RNA, 3456 nt
Organism: Clonostachys rhizophaga
Lineage: Eukaryota; Fungi; Ascomycota; Sordariomycetes; Hypocreales; Bionectriaceae
Source: the annotation of a GenBank genome assembly
AUGGACUUCAAUGACAAAGUGCAGCUUGGGGAGGAUUAUGGCGAUGCGAGAAAGGAGACCUCUAGCCUUUUCUCUGAUCCACUCAAACUUGCCACGGACCUGCUCAAAGACUAUGCAGGUGUCCGAAGCCAGGCUUCUGUCGCGGACAUCGUAGGCCUCAUUAACGAUUUGGCACACAAGGGAGAGCCUCUCGAUGAUAAGAAAGGAACGACUGAAUUGCUGAUUGGCAUUCUCACUUCGUUGCCAUCUACAUCAGCUGCACGCACCCAGCUCACAAACAAAUUCAUCGACACUCUCUGGAGCAAUCUCCAACACCCACCCCUCAGUUACGUUGGCGGUGACGUCAAAUAUGAGGUAGUGAAUUCUCAAGAUGGUGCUACUGCCCAGCAAAGCGGCAAGCCAUACGAUGUCAUUGAAUUCAAAGCUCCUGAUAGCGAUGUGAUUCUCCGUGAGCAGGUGCCUGUGGCGCCCAACGGGAUGCAUCAGUAUCGCAUGCCUGAUGGGAGCUUCAACAAUAUCAUGGAGCCGCAUCUGGGCAAGGCUGGAACACCCUACGCGAAGACAGUUCGCCCUCAGAAACGUCUUCAUGGUGUCAAGCCUGAUGCUGGACUUCUCUUUGAUCUAUUGAUGGCCCGUGGUGACGAAACUUUCAAAGAAAACCCGGCUGGUAUCUCGUCCAUGCUGUUUUACCAUGCUUCGAUCAUCAUCCAUGACAUCUUUCGCACCAAUCGAACAGACAUGAAUAAGUCGGAUACCUCGUCGUAUCUUGACCUAGCUCCCUUGUAUGGGUCAUCUUUGAGAGACCAGCUUGAGAUCCGCACCAUGAAGGAAGGAAAACUCAAGCCGGAUACUUUCCACGAGAAGCGCUUGCUGGGACAGCCAGCAGGCGUGAACGUCAUGCUUGUCUUAUACAGCCGCUUUCAUAAUUAUGUCGCCGACAUUCUUCUCAAGAUUAAUGAGAACGGCCGCUUCACUCUGUCGUGCCCGGAUGGGUCGAGCCCAGAGGACAAAGCCAAAGCAGUCGCGAAGCAGGACCAUGACCUCUUCAACACGGCUCGUCUGAUUGUCGGUGGGUUAUAUAUCAACAUCUGCUUGCAUGAUUACCUUCGAGCCAUCACCAACACUCAUCAUUCCAAGAGUGAUUGGACGUUGGACCCUCGUGUUGAGAUCGACAGUAAGCAGUUCGACAGUGAUGGCGUUCCACGAGGCGUUGGAAACCAGGUCAGUGUUGAAUUCAACCUUCUCUACCGGUUCCAUUCCUGCAUAUCCAAAAAGGAUGAAAGGUGGAUCAACAACUUCUUCCUGAAGCUAUUCCCCGGGCGCAAUCCCGAUGACUUGCAGCAUGUGAGUUGGGGUGACCUCGGGCAAGCUCUCAUGGCCUUCGAGCAAAGCAUCCCGAAGGACCCAAGUGUCCGUACAUUUGACAGUCUGGAACGCCAGGCCGAUGGCACUUUCAAGAAUGAAGACCUCGUCAGAAUUCUCAAGGAGGCCAUGGAUGACCCGGCUGGCGUGUUUGGCGCUCGCAUGGUUCCCAAGGCCCUCAAGAUUGUCGAAGUUCUCGGCAUCAAUCAAGCACGCAAAUGGCAGGUCGCCUCCUUGAAUGAGUUCCGGGAAUUCUUCGGCCUCAAGAAGUACGACAAGUUCAGCGAAAUCAAUUCCAACGCGGAGAUUGCCGGCAUUCUGGAAAAGCUCUACACUGAUCCCGACAUGGUUGAGCUGUACCCAGGUCUCAUGGUGGAGGACAGCAAGCCGUCUCGAGAUCCAGGCUGCGGCAUCUGCCCAACAUAUACUGUGGGACGAGCGAUAUUGUCUGAUGCAAUUACGCUUGUCAGGUCCGACCGGUUCAACACUCUGGACUACAAUGUCGCAAACCUGACCAGCUGGGGUUACAACGAAGUGCAGCAGGACCCCAAGACACUCGGCGGAUCAAUGCUAUAUAAGCUGAUCCAAAGAGGUGUCCCCGGAUGGUUUCCCUUCAAUUCAGUUGCAGUCAUGCAGCCGAUGUAUACAAAGAAAGCCAACCAAAGGAUUGCUGAGAAGCUUGGCACAAUUGACCAGUUCACUCUCGACGAUCCCAAACCUCCCCCAACCAUGAUCGUCCUCUCAACCCAAGCUGCCAUCAAGCAGUGUCUGGAAUCCCAGGACUUUGCCCUUCCCUGGCUCAAGCCGUUGAAUCUCAUGUUCCCGGGAAAGAAAGACUAUGGUUGGUACAUGCUGGCUGGUAGUGAACCGCGCAAUAUCGCCCACCGAGAUAGUUUCUCCAAAGCACUGGGCAAGCUCCCCAACUUGAACAAGGCUCUCGCGGAGAUGGUUGCGAGAGUGGGAGCAGAGACGAUCGAGAAGGAGAAAUUCACCCUCCAGCAGGGACUAGACCAGAUCGAUAUUCUUCGCGAUGUCGCCAUUCCAGUCAGCACUCGCCUGCUUGCAGACUUGUUUUACAUGGAUUUGCGUUCCGAAGAAAAUCCAGAUGGUCUAGUGGGAACGGCCGAGCUGUACAAGCAUCUGUUGAACAUUCGGAUCUGGGGUGCCUCCAACAAUGAUCCCGGACAGGCGUGGAACCGCCGUCGCCGUGCUCAAGAGGGAACACAAUUCAUAGCAAAUUCAACCCGUAAACUCGUCGAUGAAGUCGUCACUCAUCGAGGCUUUGGCUUGGGAAUUGCCUCUGCUCUCUCAACCCGGUUUUCUCGUAGAGCUUAUCUGAAGCCUGGAUCUCUGAGAUCUUGCGGGUAUCAGCUAGUUGAUGAACUACUUGCUCAGGGGAAUUCGCCAGAACUGACGGUGGAUAGCUUGUGGCUCACUGCUUUUGGUGGCGUGGGCGUCAUAUCGACAGUGUUUUAUGAGAUUUUGGAGUUCUUCCUGCGCCCUGGAAAUGCAUCUAUCUGGGCCGAAGUUCAGUCACUGGCCCAUAAGGGUGACGACGAGACGCUUCGCGCAUAUGUUAUUGAAGCUCAGCGUCUCACCACCACUCAGCGCAACAUGCGUGUUGCGACCAAGCCGGUGGAACUGGAAGGGAAGAAGAUCCAGCCAGGAAACGUAGUUGUCAUGCUGCUUGGCACGGCUGCUCGUAACACAGAUGAGGUCCCCAACGCGGAUAAAUUCGAUCACAAGCGUGCACCUGUCAAUAUUGGCCCGUUCAGCCACGGUCAGCAUGGAUGCCUCGGAAAGCAGAUUGCUCUUACUUUCGUGACCGGAAUGAUCAAACUUGUUGCCGACCUCAAGGAUCUACGCCCUGCGCCAGGUCAGAUGGGCCAGGUCAAGUCGAUCCAGGUAGGUUCUGACAAGGCAUACCUGAAUGACAGUUGGUCAUACCUUUCAUUUGAUCCAAGCACCUGGAAGCUCCAUUUCGACGGCCGUGGCAAAGGCACCUUCGAAGGGGAGAGGAACCCAACAACAGCCCUGCCAAUGCAGCAGUAUUAUUACUUGCUUCAAAAGCGCAAGGCUGAGCAGAUUGACUGA